AUGACUCUAUCAGGCAAGGAGCUUUGCCGGGAUCUACUGCCCACCGAAGUCACCGAGUUCGCCAAGUACAUCGACUACACGCGCUUGUUGCGAUUUCGGGACAAACCUGACUAUGGGUACCUUCGCACCCUUUUCUGUAAUCACUUUCAAUCUGAGGGUUUCAAAUACGACAACGUCUUUGAUUAG
This is a messenger RNA of Anthostomella pinea, 186 nucleotides long. NCBI's taxonomy places the organism in Eukaryota, Fungi, Ascomycota, Sordariomycetes, Xylariales, Xylariaceae. The record is from the annotation of a GenBank genome assembly.